Leptinotarsa decemlineata (Colorado potato beetle) is the source of this 560-nucleotide messenger RNA. RefSeq names its product quaking related 54B (gene qkr54B). Gene Ontology annotation, biological process: regulation of alternative mRNA splicing, via spliceosome. The record is from RefSeq and is a predicted model, not a curated record. Lineage: Eukaryota; Metazoa; Arthropoda; Insecta; Coleoptera; Chrysomelidae. Gene Ontology annotation, cellular component: nucleus. Gene Ontology annotation, molecular function: mRNA binding.
CUGAAAGCCGGCCAUUUUGUUCAUAGUGCACUCAAAAAACAAGACGCGAUGACGGACAAGUAUGAUUCAAAUGGUGAUUAUUAUGGAGAUAAUUUCAAAAGAGACAAGAAUUCUAAAGGAGACACAGAUAUGGCCGGGGAAAGUGAAGAAAGCGCUUUAGCAAGCCAAAAAGCGAGUGAAUACGUUAGGGAAUUACUAGCGGAAAAGCUAGCAUUGGAUCAAGUAAAUUCACCCAAUGCUGCUAGGUUGAUCGAACAGGAGGUUGCAAAGGUUCAGCAAAUAGGAAAGGCUCCUCUGAAGGAAAACAAAUAUGUAGAUAUCUACAGAGAGAAACCGAUAAAGGUGACCGUAAAAGUCCUGGUACCUGUGAGGGAACAUCCUAAGUUCAACUUUGUUGGAAAACUUUUGGGACCGAAAGGAAAUUCGAUGAAACGCCUACAAGAAGAGACCAUGUGCAAGAUGGCUGUUCUUGGAAGAGGCUCCAUGAAAGAUCGGCAGAAAGAGGACGAACUGAGAAAUUCGUUAGACCCAAAAUACAGGUAACAGCUGUCUGAAGCCAA